AGUGUUGUCAUUAAAUAAUCGCUCUUCUUUAGAUUAGACUGAACUUUAUUGUCAUUUCAUAAAGUACAUACACUACACAACGAAAUGCAGUUUGGCAUCCAAACAGAAGUGCAAAUGGUACAAAGUGCAAAGUUUACCCACUAGUAUGUUGUUGACCGUUUGACUCAAAUGCUCUAAUUAUUUAUUAUUCUCGAUGCUCCGCGUCUCUCCACGGAUUUUUAGAAUUUCCAACAAAUAUUUUUUAGCAGUGCGUCCACAAUUUCAUUUCCAGCGAGCCAGGCACGCGCCGAGGGCGUGGCUACAGAUAGGUAUCUCCUCCCGAUUGGCGGAGGCGUCAAGCGGGUGGGAGUUCAGCUCCUCCAAUGAGGCGCAGCCUGCGAGGCAACGGUCCAAUAUAGGCGCCGGAGGCAAGCAGCAUCCUUUAUUAUAGAAGUCGUUUACAGCCGGAGAGGAGGCAGAAGAUCCGCAGGAGUCCGGGACUUUACCUCUCCUCGUCGUUUUCGGUUUCUCUCUAAAGCGGCUUGCACCUGUGACACGCGAUCAAAACAAACAAACAAACAAAAAAGACUUUUUCGUCCAGAGCAUCUGCGUCCGGCAGGUUCUGUUCCUCUCUGAGGCGUUCCUUUGUAGAACACUACCAACACGGAGCCGAACGAGGACGACGGACAACGACCCUCCCUCACUUCUGCAAUCAUGAUGUCGAUGAACAGCAAACAGCCUUUCAGUAUGCACCCCAUCCUCCACGAACCCAAAUACACCCCUCUACACUCCAGCUCGGAGGCCAUCCGCAGAGCCUGCUUGCCCACACCUUCGCUCCAAGGCAACAUCUUCGCGGGCUUCGAUGAGACGUUGCUGCAGAGAGCCGAGGCUCUGGCUGCCGUGGACAUUGUGGCCCAGAAGAGCCACCCUUUCAAGCCAGACGCGACCUACCACACCAUGACCACAAUGACCAGCAUGACGUGCACCCCGACCUCCUCCUCCGCGCACCUGCACCACCCGUCGGUGCUCACCUCGCACCACCACCACCCGGGCCACCACCAGCCGUCACAGGGCUUGGAGGGCGACCUGCUGGACCACCUCACACCCGGCAUUUCCCUGGGAGGCAUGGCCGGCUCGGACGUCUGCUCCACGGCCUCGCACACAGCUCACGCCGCCCACAUGUCAGCCAUCAACCACAUGCAGCACCACCACCACCAACAGUCCAUGAACAUGCACCCGCACGGCCUGGGCUCCCACAGUUCCCUGGGGGGCGCCGGCGGCGAGGCGGAGCCCGAUCCUCGGGAGCUGGAGUCAUUCGCUGAAAGGUUCAAACAAAGGCGGAUCAAACUUGGGGUGACCCAGGCGGACGUGGGGGCGGCCCUGGCCAACCUCAAGAUCCCCGGGGUCGGAUGUCUGAGCCAGAGCACCAUCUGCAGGUUCGAGUCUCUGACGCUGUCGCACAACAACAUGGUCGCCCUGAAGCCGAUCCUGGAGGCCUGGCUUGAGGAGGCAGAGCGGGCGCAGAGGGAGAAGAUGUCCAAGCCGGAGAUCUUCAACGGGGGCGACAAAAAGAGGAAACGCACGUCUAUCGCGGCCCCGGAGAAGCGCUCCCUGGAGGCUUACUUCGCCGUGCAGCCGCGGCCCUCGUCGGAGAAGAUCGCCGCGAUCGCCGAGAAGCUGGACCUUAAAAAGAACGUGGUCCGCGUUUGGUUUUGCAACCAGAGGCAAAAGCAGAAACGAAUGAAGUUUUCUGCGACGCAUUAAGAGCAGCAAACCCGCGGGUCUCUGCCCCGUUUACACACAAAGACAAAUCAGAGACAAGCUGCUGCUGCUGCACACUGUCAGAUAAACAAGGUACACCGCUGUGCCUUCUGCUUCUGGGACGUCCUCAGUUCGACACACAGCCAUGUCCCAUAGGCGUGCACUUACGAGAACAAAAAAAAAAAAUACUCAUUCUCUCAUCAGGCCUUAGGGUGGACAUGUUGUUAUGCGUUUUUAAAUGGGUUUGCUUAAAAAAAAAAUCUCAAAUGAAAAUGAAAAAGUAACGGAUCAAAUGUGUUUUCUUUUCUAUUUUUUUUUUUUUUUUUUUUUAAUAU
Mugil cephalus (flathead mullet) is the source of this 2075-nucleotide messenger RNA. RefSeq names its product POU class 4 homeobox 4 (gene pou4f4). The transcript has 2 exons. Gene Ontology annotation, biological process: regulation of transcription by RNA polymerase II. Lineage: Eukaryota; Metazoa; Chordata; Actinopteri; Mugiliformes; Mugilidae. The record is from RefSeq and is a predicted model, not a curated record. The coding region runs from base 694 to 1743 and encodes 349 amino acids. Gene Ontology annotation, molecular function: RNA polymerase II cis-regulatory region sequence-specific DNA binding; DNA-binding transcription factor activity, RNA polymerase II-specific.